AUGGGUUUAGUCAAGGUUGUUAAGAACCGCGCGUACUUCAAGCGCUUCCAGACCAAGCUGAAGCGUCGACGUGAGGGAAAGACCGAUUACUAUGCUCGGAAACGCCUCACUGUUCAGGACAAGAACAAGUACAACACCCCAAAGUACCGUCUGAUCGUUCGUUUCACCAACAAGGACGUUAUUGCCCAGGUUUGUUUUACUUUUGUAUUUUUGUUUUCUGAUUUAGGAGACAUGAUAAUUAUUAGUUAUUUUAUGCCAUUAGAUGCCCUAAAUCUGUUUUUAAAAGCUAUUCUUUUAGAUCGCUUACUCAAAGAUCGGAGGAGACGUUGUUGUCUCAUCUGCCUACGCUCAUGAACUUCCCCGUUAUGGCAUCAAGGUCGGUCUUACCAACUACGCUGCCGCUUACGCCACUGGUCUUCUCUUGGCCCGCCGCCACCUGAAAUCCAUCAAGCUUGACACUUUGUACAAGGGAACCGAAGAAGUCAACGGUGAGGAUUACAACGUCGAACAGGAGGGAGAUAACCCAAACCCCUUCCAGGCCGUGCUUGAUGUCGGUCUUGCUCGUACAACCACUGGAGCCAAAGUAUUCGCCGUGAUGAAAGGAGUUGCUGAUGGAGGAAUCAACGUUCCACACAGGUAAUUUAAAUAAAAUUUUGGUCGUCUACCGAAAUGAUUAAAUUUGUUUCAGUGAAUCUCGGUUCUACGGAUAUGACCCAGAGUCGAAGGAGUACAACGCUGAGGCCCACCGUGACCGAAUCUUCGGCAAACAUGUCGCCGAGUACAUGAAACAGCUAAAGGACGAUGACGAGGACGCCUACAAACGCCAAUUCUCUCAAUUCAUCAAGGCCGGCAUCUCGCCCGACUCUUUGGAGGGCAUCUACAAGAAGGCCCAUGACGCCAUCCGUGCUAACCCUGAACCAGAAGCCAAGAAGGAGAAGAAGGUCGAGAAGAAACGUUGGACUGCCAAGAAGCUGACCCACGAGCAAAGAAAGGCCCGCGUCUCCACAAAGAAGGCCUACUUGUUGCACUUGAAAAACCUUCAAGAACAACAGUAA
This is a messenger RNA of Bursaphelenchus xylophilus (pine wood nematode), 1055 nucleotides long. The record is from the annotation of a GenBank genome assembly. NCBI's taxonomy places the organism in Eukaryota, Metazoa, Nematoda, Chromadorea, Rhabditida, Aphelenchoididae.